AAGAGAUUAGGGUAAAUGGUGAGUCAAAAGGGAUUGAUCGGUUGCUUGCUUCUUAUUGUAGUGGCCUUGUGGAAGGGUGCCACAGCUGAAACCUACACUGUUGGGGAUGAUUUAGGCUGGACUAUUCCUCCAGCUGGCUCUGUUGCCUAUUCCACCUGGGCUAACGCAAAGAGAUUUCAGAUUGGUGAUACAAUAGAAUUCAAAUGGAGCGGGGAACACAGAGUAGCUGAAGUAACACAGGCUGAUUACGAUAGUUGCUCAAAGGACAACCCUCUUGGUUUCUAUGAUUCCAGCCCUACAAGAAUUGUACUGACGUCCAACUUGACCCGUUACUUCAUAUGCACGGAAGAUAGUCACUGCAGUAGAUUAGGGCAGAAGGUGACUAUCAGAAUUGGAGGAGAUUAUUCUUCAUCAGGAGAUAACGAUGAUGAUGAUCAUUGGUGGGAAUGGAACGGCGCUUCUUCUCUCAGCCUUAAUAUUGUUGCCCUAAUCCUCUGCACUGCACUAGUCAUCUCCUUCCUUAGCUUUAACUAAAUGUACUUACUUCAUUUACAAUUCAUGUUAUGCUGUUUCUGCAGAUUAUGUUUAUUGAUAUUGUUUUCUUUUGGAAAUGUUGAUUGAGGUUUUAUCUUAAAAUUUGGCAAUAUAAAAAGUAGUUCAAUUCCCUUGCA
Pyrus x bretschneideri (Chinese white pear) is the source of this 671-nucleotide messenger RNA. RefSeq names its product umecyanin-like. The coding region runs from base 16 to 534 and encodes 172 amino acids. Gene Ontology annotation, cellular component: plasma membrane. NCBI's taxonomy places the organism in Eukaryota, Viridiplantae, Streptophyta, Magnoliopsida, Rosales, Rosaceae. The record is from RefSeq and is a predicted model, not a curated record. The transcript has 2 exons. Gene Ontology annotation, molecular function: electron transfer activity.